AUGGGUUUUCCUCUAGGAUUAUACCCAUAUCGCGUAACAGCGUAUUAAAUUGCUUCAUUAAGACCACAAAUUUUGACAACAAAAUCUCGCACUCCUCACACGAACUGUGUUUUUGAUACAAUUUUGUUGAAUAGUGUAUCAAUUAAUUGAAAAUUGCACGUGAGACGACACAGUUUUGAUCUGAGCAGUUCACUCUGUAUAAACAAUUGAACGUAUAUGGCCGCAUUUACUAGGAACAUCUGGAUAAUUCAGAAGUGUUGAACGACUCAGAACACUAUUACAGAUGAAGAUAAUUCCAUUGUGAUGGGGCACUGCACAUUUCAGUCGACACAGUACCUGAACGAGUAAUUCCCUGACCGAUGGAUUGGUCGUGGUGGCCCGCAGAAGUGGCCUCUGCGGUCACUGGGUCAUUAGACCUCGGUCCCCGAGAUUUCCACGAAAGAACGUGUUGAUAAUUGGACGUAUUAAAUAAGAUACAUUUACAUUUCUUGUUCUCUUCAGGGCCAGAUGGUUUUAAUUACAGGAGACUACCAUUAUGAACUGACGGAGUGUGAUCUGCAGAAGGGACGCUGGCGAGUUCAAGUUCCCAGCUCUGGCAUGUGUACCGACAGCAGCCCCAGUCCAGCAACAAGAAUCAAUAAUUGCAAAAUAUCAUGCGAGGCUGGGUAUUAUUUUGACUUGGGAGACCUGACAUGUCGUAUGUGUCGCCCAGGAACAUUUUCCUUGGGUGGAGGAGUUCUGUUUGACACAUGGGAUGAAUUACCAGAAGGAUUUUUUACGCAGGUCGAAUCAUUCCGUUCCUCCUUCAGUUCGCUUGUCAGAUACGGUAGCGAAGUCAACUGUAGCAAUUAUGGUUGGCAACCAAGAGGUGACUUUAUAGCUUCCUCAGGAGGCUCAUGUGCCGCAGCACUUACGUACACCGUGCAUCUUGUGAGACCUGGAAACCUGUCCUAUCUGUAUCAGUAUUCUGACAGGGAUAUCAUCUUUGACUUUGAGGCCCAGAAUGAUCAGUGUCAGUCCAUUCAGGAUUCAAAAGAGUAUCGUUGGCCGUCAUUAACUCGCGAAGGUGAAUGGAAGCAGCAGACUGUUCAUCUGAAGACUGGUCAGAAUGUUCUUCAGUGGAAAACAAUUGGAAUGGACGUACAUCAAGGAAAACCAGUGUUAAUAAAGUCAAUUGAAAUUAGUGGCGUUGCCUUUGCCUCCUCAUGUAAACCGUGUCGUGCCGGAACCUAUAGCCAAGGAGGAGCUCGCUCAUGUCUCGACUGCCCCGAAAAUCACUUCUCUGAACGCGAGGCCCACUCUUGUACACCUUGCAACAAUAUAACUGAGUUUUCACCACGAGCGUCCCCUACCUGCGUCACGCGAAAACUGUGUACGCACAACGACUACUAUGAAACACGUACUCCAUGUGAUUCCAAUAAUCAGACGCAAGAAGUUUACAAGUGGCUUCAGCCAAAGAUUUGUCGUGAUGAUGUUCCUGAAGCAAUGCGUUUACCUCCAGCAAGUAAGAAACAUGAGUGUCCACCCUGUAACCCAGGAAUGGAUUAUCGCAAUGGCUCUGCUUGUGAAUUCUGCCCUAGAGAUACGUAUUCAGACGGGAAGAAUGGCUGUAAACGAUGUCCACCUAAUACUUCUCCAAAUUAUGGUUAUCAAAUUCACUAUUGGACAGAAAUGCCGAAGAUGAUGAGUGCUGCAUGUAUGGAAGUUGAUGGGUCAAGCUGCAGCAGUAGUGACAUGGGUUGGCAUUGUGCAGGAUCAUACAUUCGUUCAGGAAAUCAUCACACAGAUGGCGCAUACCUCUUACUCUCCCUUAAUGUCGCUGGCUUUCGCAGCAAAGGAGGUGUAAGUGGUGGGCGUCGGUUAGAAGUCGGACGGAUAACCUUCAGCUUCGAACUGGAUUGUGAGAGUAAAUGUGAAUUCCUGUUCAUGCAGGGAUCAGAUUCCAAAGGAGUGACGUUGAUUCAGAGAUGGACAGAGUCGCAACCAAUACAAGAGUUCUCCCAUUCAAUAAUGCUGAAUGAUUCCUACACCUUCAGCUGGGCAUUUCAGAAGCUGCAGCUUGGUCAGAACAACAGAAACGUUAGGCUUGAAGAUGAUGUCGCAAAGAUCUAUUCAAUCAACGUGACUGACACGAUUGAUGGGGGGGCAGAUAUGUGUUUGCCAUGUCAUCAGGAUCCAGAAGAACAUGGAUGCAUACCUUGCCCACCUGGACAGUUCAUUGAUCCAAACACAACGGCUUGCAUGCCUUGUCCGCUGGACAGCACCGUGUCCGACCCUCUGGCGUAUGGAGAAGAUUCUUGUCAGCCAUGUGGACCUGGACUCACCAGCUUGGAUGGUGUUUUAUGCACGACUAAAUGUGUUUUCAUGUUUGAUGGAGCGCACUAUGAUCUCUGGUUACUGGACAAGCCAUUCCUGGUGAAAGGGAGUAGAUUAUUUACAGCUUCUGGUGCACAGUAUUACCACCUUUUUAACAUAAGUUUGUGUGGACAAUCAGCAGCUCUCUGCACAAACAACGUGUCGUACCAGAUCGAAGGCCAGACCUCCCAGGUUAAAUCCUUUGUGUGUCGGACAACUAUUGUUCCAAGUCAGUCAGCAGAAGAGGACUUGACUCUUUCGACGCAGUCUGUCACACUGGGAGACGAGUUGGUUGGUGUUACAAAAAAUGUCUCCUUCAUGAAUAUGCAAGUGAUUGAUGAAUUUGUGAAGAUGGGUCACCAUGAUGAUCUGCAUUUUUACUACUCAACACCACUUUCUACACGUUCAUGUCCUCAGGGCCGAACAACUAUAAUUACAUUACGUUGUGACCCAGACCAAAAAGGAAAUGGAACGAUUCAUCUUCCUUCAAAGUGUCCUGAUGGAACAUGCGACGGUUGUAAUUUCAACUUCUUAUGGGUCAGUGCAUCAGCCUGUCCUGUGUGCACAGAAAAUAAUUCCUGGAUGGUGAAGGGAGAGUGUGUGUACGGCAUGCAGAUGGUUCAUUACCUUCCUCCAACUAAUUGCAUUAUGCCAUCAUCGAUGCCAGCAAAGAAAAGGAUUCCAUGUACAACUCAUAUUCCCUUGGAACUUCAGAUAGUGAUUGUUGUGACGGUGGCGCUCGCCCUCUUCUUGUGCGGUCUCAUGCUUUAUUUCUGGAAGAAGACGCAACGUCUGGAGUACAAAUACAUGAAACUGGUGCAGUCGGCUGGGGGUCGUGAUGGCGAAGGGGAGACGGAACUUGCUCCGGCCGAAAGUUGCGCGCUUGACGAUGGCGAAGAGGAAGAAGUUCAAUUCAGCCAUCCCCUUACUUCUGGGAUUUUGAACCGCAUCAUGGCCAUGACCAGCAAGAGUGAAACAGGAAAUCCGUUUGAGACAAUUCAACUAACGAAGUAAAAAUGCUGUCAUCUGAUAAUUUAAUUAGAAUUCCAUUUAUUACCUGAGGGACCACUGUAAUUAAAUUAUACGGAAGUGAUAUUUACAAAGAUUAGGUCAUUGGGUUGUGCAGUGCGCC
Zootermopsis nevadensis is the source of this 3487-nucleotide messenger RNA. Its product is annotated as endosome/lysosome-associated apoptosis and autophagy regulator family member 2. Gene Ontology annotation, cellular component: membrane. The record is from RefSeq and is a predicted model, not a curated record. NCBI's taxonomy places the organism in Eukaryota, Metazoa, Arthropoda, Insecta, Blattodea, Termopsidae.